Messenger RNA from Coregonus clupeaformis (lake whitefish), 1992 nucleotides. It is a transcript of the gene onecut1, whose product is annotated as one cut homeobox 1. Gene Ontology annotation, biological process: regulation of transcription by RNA polymerase II. The transcript has 2 exons. Bases 452 to 1975 code for a protein of 507 amino acids. Gene Ontology annotation, cellular component: nucleus. Lineage: Eukaryota; Metazoa; Chordata; Actinopteri; Salmoniformes; Salmonidae. The record is from RefSeq and is a predicted model, not a curated record. Gene Ontology annotation, molecular function: RNA polymerase II cis-regulatory region sequence-specific DNA binding; DNA-binding transcription factor activity, RNA polymerase II-specific.
GGUGGGAGGGGAUGGAUGGUCGCCCGUGCGCAUGUGUGUAUGUUCGGGAUCCGCAGCGGUGAAACGGAGGUGUGGAGAAACAGAGCAGCACGAGAAGAGCCACGGAGAGAGAGAUGGCGCAGGACCCGACCGGAGCGCAAGGACAGGCGGGGGGGGCUCGAGACACAACCGAGAGGAAGCAGAAAAUAAAAUGAAAUACCAAUAAAACGAUUCUAAAAGGGAAAGAAAAGUAUAUAAUCGGAGGAAAGAAAAUAAUCAACAAAGACAAGAGGAAGAAAAAAACAGCGAUAAAAAGGAUACCAAAAACAUCCAUCAACCAGGAUUCAGGAGACAUAACAAACCACCACAACAAACCAACAGACUGGGAGGGAACUUUCCCGCCGUGAGGACGCUGGACUGUUCUGUGGACAUCCAUCCCUCUCCCAGGUCACAUAGAUGGUCGCCAAGCAUCAUGAACGCGCAACUGUCCAUGGAGAGCCUCGGCGACCUGAGCCAUGAGUCUGUGGCCGGUCCAGGAGAGCUGCUAGUUGGCCACAGCCCUCACCCCCGCCCGGGUGGGGGCCGAGGGUUGGCGCACCGCUCCAUGGGCAUGACGAGCCUGCUAGACGGGGGAGAAUACCACUCCCAUCACGGACACAACACUGGACACCCCGGCCAUCACCUGCACCCCGCCAUGAGUAUGUGCGAGACCCCCCCUGGAAUGAGCGCGAGCACCUACACCACCCUCACACCUCUCCAGCCCCCCCUACCCCCCAUCUCCACUGUGGCAGACAAGUUCUCUCAUCAUCACCAUCAUCAUCAUCCUCACCACCAUCCUCAUCAUCCUCAUAAUCAUCAUCAGCGACUCCCCGGUAAUGUCACCGGCAGCUUUACGUUUAUGAGGGAUGAGAGGGGGCUGGCACCGAUCAACAACCUCUACUCCCCCUACCACCACAAAGACGCCCCUGGGAUGGGACAGAGCCUCUCCCCACUGUCUGGCUCUGGCCUGGCCGGCCUACACAGCUCCCAGGCCGGCCUGCCUCCCUAUGCCCACCCCGGGGUCUCAGCCUCCAUGCCGGGGGAGAAGAUGCAGCUGACUCCCGGCGGGUUCGAGGCUCAUCACCCCACCAUGCUGGCCAGACACGCCGACCAGCACCUCACCUCCUCGGGGAACAUGCUCCAUAUCAAUGGCCUCCAUCACCACCACCCCCAUGCCCACCUCGGAGCCUCGGGGCACGUCCUGGGCCACGGGAACCCCCGGGACAACAACAGCCAGAGCCAGGCCUCAGGGCCCGGGGUUCAAGUCCACGGGGUUGGUGGUGGUGGUGGCGGUACCGGGGGCAGUUCGACGGGUCAAAUGGAAGAAGUAAACACCAAAGAAGUAGCUCAGAGGAUCACCACAGAGCUGAAGCGUUACUCCAUCCCCCAGGCUAUCUUCGCCCAGAGGGUGUUGUGUCGGUCCCAGGGAACCCUGUCAGACCUGCUCCGGAACCCCAAGCCCUGGUCCAAGCUCAAGUCCGGCCGGGAGACCUUCCGCCGGAUGUGGAAGUGGCUGCAGGAGCCUGAGUUCACACGCAUGAGCGCGCUCAGGCUCGCAGGUGAGCGAACCCUCGCGUGUAAGCGCAAGGACCAGGACCAGGGCCAUGGCCACUGUAAAGUUGGUGGUGACCGUGACGGCAGCGGUGGUGGCAGCGGUGGCAGCAGUGGCGGCAACCACAGCGGCGGCAACCACAGCAGCAAUAGUGGCCACUCCAAGAAGCCUCGGCUGGUGUUUACCGACGUCCAGAGAAGAACCCUCCACGCCAUCUUCAAGGAGAACAAGCGUCCGUCCAAGGAGCUUCAGAUCACCAUCAGCCAGCAGCUGGGCUUGGAGUUGACCACCGUCUCAAAUUUCUUCAUGAACGCACGCCGACGCAGCCUCGACAAGUGGCUAGACGAAAACGGAGGCUCCUCCCACUCCGCUAAUUCCUCCUCCUCCACCUGCAGCAAAGCCUGAGGAGGAGGGACUGGAGG